AUGACAGAGGAACAGCAUCUUCUGGCCAAAAUCGGUCAGCUUGCUGGUAGCUCGACUUCCUCGCCUGGCCCCGUGACUGAUAAUGACGGUGAGGCCCGGUCGACGCCAUCGACGAGUGGUUGGGUUGCGAAACGCGAUCGCCAUAUGCAACUGAUCAACUCGGCCGUAUACGACAAGGAAACUCAGGCCAGAACCAAGGCGAUGGAGGAGAGUCGCAAACUCAAGGCGCAGAAGAAGGCGCAGCGCGAGGAGGCUAAGGUGCUCAGCUACGCGCAGGGCGUGUCUAGACAGUACCCUCCUAGCUCUGUACCUUCGGCCUCUACUGUUGCGCAACCAUCGGCAGGUUAUCAGAUAUUCUUCAAUGAUAUUCCGUUCCGGAUUGCGCAGGGUGGUAGUAAAUUGAUCAGAGUAUCCAUAGAUGAUCCGAAUACUGCCACCAAUACGCCGAAACGAGUGACAGUCGCCGGUGUGACCUUUGUCCGAAGCAAGAAUGGAAAUCUUCAUCGUCUUGGAGCGGUAACCUCGAAAAGGAAACCCAACGCGAUUCACAAGAAAAACGAACCUUGCAAAAGAUUCUCUACGACGGGCACCUGCUACAAGGGACCGUCCUGUCUCUAUGUGCACGAUCCGAACAAAGUCGCGAUUUGCAAGGACUUCGUCCAGACUGGUAAAUGUGCGGCAGGUUUGAGUUGUGAUCUUUCCCAUGAGCCAUCGUCCCACAGAUCCCCUACUUGUAUGCAUUUCCUUCGGGGCCGUUGCGCCAAUCCAGAGUGCCGAUAUGCCCAUAUUCGGGUGACACCUGGCGCGCCCGUGUGCAGAGAAUUCGCGACCUUAGGCUACUGUGAAAGGGGCGAUGAGUGCGACCAGCGUCAUGUCCAUGAGUGCCCUGAUUAUGCCAACACCGGAGUCUGCAAUAAGAAACGUUGCCACCUUCCUCAUGUUGAUCGGGCAGGACAGAUGAAGAAUGCUGCUAGUAAGGCAGAUAACAACGAGGAAGAGUCUGACGCGUCGAGCGAGGAAGAGGAAUACGAUGCGAUUGACUCGGAUGAUGUCGACUCGGACGAGUUUGACGAUGAACCGGAAUUCAUCAUCGAAGGAACGGGCAAUGGCGAGCUCUUGCAGCAGCAAGACUUUGUCCGGUUCUAG
Molecule: messenger RNA, 1146 nt
Organism: Aspergillus wentii DTO 134E9
Lineage: Eukaryota; Fungi; Ascomycota; Eurotiomycetes; Eurotiales; Aspergillaceae
Product: CCCH zinc finger protein
Exons: 5
Coding region: 1-1146 (381 amino acids)
Cellular component (GO): nucleus
Molecular function (GO): metal ion binding
Source: RefSeq, a predicted model, not a curated record